Messenger RNA from Symbiodinium sp. CCMP2456, 1071 nucleotides. NCBI's taxonomy places the organism in Eukaryota, Dinophyceae, Suessiales, Symbiodiniaceae. The record is from the annotation of a GenBank genome assembly.
AUGUUCUUGAACGACUGGCAGCGAUGCCCAGCGGCGUUUGAAGCUCUUGCAGUUUAUGUCGUAUUUUCCAGCAAUAGUGACUUGGAGCUCUUCCGCGAGGCCAUCAACUGCACGGCCCCUGGCAUUCAGGAGCUCUGGACGCCAGUGGUUGCGAGAGCCCCAAAGUCGGGAUGGCCUGCGGGCAAAGGUUACGGGCAACAAGUCACCGCUGCAUACAAAAAGUUUUUUGGUCUGGCUGCUGUGAUGGACCGUCGGGGAAGCGAGAAGUUCGGCCUGAUGCUAGACUCCGAGCUGUCAAUUUUCGACUUUUAUGCUCCAGCCCGGACGGGCAAGGCUUGCCAUCCCGGGGGCGCCUGGAGCCAACUUCUGCAGCGCCUGCACGCGUGUGAAGAGGCAAAGACCUUCAAUGCUGCCCGAGUGAGUGAUAAUUUGGUGGUCUACAACUUUACUUCUUACGUGAUGAGCGGAAAGCAGUAUGAUCAAGCUCUCUUGAAGGAGAAUUUCGACUUUGUUCGGUCAGGGAGAGUCUGUGGAUCUGAAAAGUGCGCUCUGGUGCAGGAGAUGAUUUCAAAAAGCUUGUGGUCUUGGUGGACCGAUAUUCCUUGGGCUAACCUCAUAGUCGCCAAACGUAUGCUGGCAUCAGCUGCAGGUACAGACGUCAAGAAAGUCACUGAGUGGCAGGGCCUUGUCCAACAACUGCGUGUUCCUCGGUUCGAACACGUGGCAUACCAAAUGUGGUGUGUUCUGCAUGAAGGUUUUCAAGUGCGGGAUGUCACGGACUUGGCGAAAGAGGCACGAUGGGGCUCCUUCCUUGAGGACCCUCAGCCUGACUCGCGGUUUGCGGAAUUGAACCCACUUUGGGCUUCCACCGAAGCCGUUGCUGCGGUGGAGAUGUCCAAGGCGGCGGCUUUCUCCCAGGAGAGCCCACCACUUCUCAUUUUCCACGCAGAUCAUCUGCAGAUGCGCUUCACCUUCUCCGGACGCGGUCACAAGUUCUUGUGGGAGUCCUUGCUCCUAGACCUGCUCGAGAAGCACAAUCGAACGGACUUCGACAACCGCAGCAUCAGGUGA